AUGGUCCAGCCGCUGACAAAUCGACAUCUGCUGCUCCUCACCGCAAAGGGAGUUCCAGAGGAGCGGGUCAUCGAGACUUCACGUGGCAGUUUGAGUGUUCCAUUUCCGGUGACCCUGAUCCGUGUGGCUCCUCUCCGUGUGCCGCUACUGGGGUGGCUGGUGCUUGACUUGGCGAUCUUCGCCUCGGCGGGUUCCCUGCUGGAAGCACGAUUUGUGGUGGGCUGCGCUUGUGCUAGCUUGGUUCUGGCCCUGAUCCUCGCAGCAAUCGCCUGGAACUUCACACCCCUGACGCUGCGGGAGUACAAGCUCAAGGAGCACCAGCGAGAGCUGAAGAAAGUGAAUCCUGAUCCAAAGCCCUGCCCUCGCGGACCCGGCCGGGCCAUUCGAGCCGGUCAACUGUGGAAGUUCUACUCCACUUUCGAGCCCUUGAUCAGGCAGCACCGCACGAUGUACUACGUUGUCUCCAACCUGGUGAUGCCUCUGACCCGGAGCCGACGUCUCUCCUACGCCGAGCUCGCAGGUCCGAACAAAGUCAAUUGGUUCAUUUCGCAUUUUUGGGGCACUUCCUUCCGCCACUUCGUCUUCAGCAUCCGGAAGCAUGCGGAAAGCGUUGCUGUGGUGAACAACUACAUUGGCAACUGGGCCGAUCGCACCUAUUGGAUUUGCAGCCUCAGCAACAAUCAGUGGAACGUCGCGGAGGAGGUCGGGCAGAGCUGGGAGGAGUCAUCCUUCUAUCUGACGCUGACCUGCGGGUAUUGCGCUGGAACUGCGAUGAUCCUUGAUGACGAAGCGAUGCCAUUGACGCGAGCAUGGUGCUUAUUCGAGGUACUGCAGACGAAGGAAAUCGGCGAUCGGCAAAACAGCUUCGAAGGACUUUGGCUCUGCACCGCCACCGGUGUCCUGCAUAAGGGCAAGGCGGGUGUGGAUGUCGCCAUGCGCAUAGCCGAGCGGCUAUCAACACUGAAGCUGGAGGAUGCAACUGCCUCCGUGCAGAAGGAUAAGGACAUGAUCGACGACUUGGUCUCCCAGAUGCCUGGCGGCUUCAGUGCCAUGAACGCCUUCGUCAAGCAAAACAUUGCCGAGGCCCUCCUGCGCAUGCAAGAGGCAUUUUCCAGUGAUUUUCAGAAGCUGAUGGGGUCGCUAGGGCAUGCAAAGCAAGGUGCGCCAAGCCUUGAGCGAGGCGCAUGGGAACUCCGGCCUUGCAAGGCGGAGGAGGCGGAGGAACCCGAGGAGCAGGCUGUGGAGCUGUCGCUGAAUGGGAGCCAGUCGCGAGAGCCAACGCCCAUACCGUAA
Messenger RNA from Symbiodinium sp. CCMP2592, 1293 nucleotides. Lineage: Eukaryota; Dinophyceae; Suessiales; Symbiodiniaceae. The record is from the annotation of a GenBank genome assembly.